Molecule: messenger RNA, 1342 nt
Organism: Oreochromis aureus
Lineage: Eukaryota; Metazoa; Chordata; Actinopteri; Cichliformes; Cichlidae
Product: cell division cycle 5-like protein
Exons: 10
Coding region: 195-1229 (344 amino acids)
Biological process (GO): regulation of transcription by RNA polymerase II; mRNA splicing, via spliceosome
Cellular component (GO): spliceosomal complex; Prp19 complex
Molecular function (GO): RNA polymerase II transcription regulatory region sequence-specific DNA binding; DNA-binding transcription factor activity, RNA polymerase II-specific
Source: RefSeq, a predicted model, not a curated record
ACCAAAUUACCCACAAUUCAUUUGGUGGACCCGUUGUGAGUUUCCGGUAUGGUGCAUGUCGCCUUUUCCCUCGCAGCGCUUGGUUUGUAGUUGGAUUUUUGUUUUGUUUUAAUCUAAAGCUACAAAACACCACAAUUGGAUAAGAAUCACUUAUAGCAUUUCACUGAAGGAGGAGAUACAACGAAGCCGCCAAGAUGCCGCGAAUUAUGAUUAAAGGAGGCGUCUGGCGCAACACUGAGGAUGAGAUCCUCAAGGCAGCUGUAAUGAAAUAUGGGAAAAACCAGUGGUCCCGUAUCGCCUCCCUGCUGCACCGAAAGUCUGCAAAACAGUGUAAAGCCCGAUGGUACGAGUGGUUGGACCCCAGUAUCAAGAAAACAGAAUGGUCCAGAGAAGAGGAGGAGAAGCUGCUUCACUUGGCCAAGCUGAUGCCCACCCAGUGGAGGACCAUUGCUCCUAUCAUAGGAAGGACUGCUGCUCAGUGUCUGGAACACUACGAAUACCUGCUGGACAAAGCAGCUCAAAGAGACAAUGAGGAGGAAGUGGGAGAUGACCCCAGAAAGUUGAAACCAGGAGAAAUUGAUCCCAAUCCUGAAACAAAACCUGCCAGACCUGACCCUGUGGAUAUGGACGAAGAUGAGUUGGAGAUGCUUUCAGAGGCCAGGGCUCGUUUGGCCAACACCCAGGGCAAGAAAGCGAAGAGGAAGGCCAGAGAGAAACAGCUGGAGGAAGCCAGGCGGCUGGCUGCUCUGCAGAAACGCAGAGAGCUGAGAGCAGCAGGAAUCGAUGUUCAGAAGAAGAGAACGAAGAAGAGAGGAGUAGACUAUAAUGCUGAAAUCCCUUUUGAAAAGAAACCUGCACCGGGUUUCUAUGACACCAGCAUGGAGCAGUAUGAUGCUCAGGAGCCUAAUUUCAAGAGGCUCAGACAGCAGCACUUGGAUGGAGAAUUACGCAAUGAGACUGAAAAGAGGGAGAGGAAGAAAGAUAAACAGAAGAUAAAGAAGAAGAAGGAGAGUGACUUGCCGUCUGCCAUCCUGCAGACCAGCGGAGUGGCUGAGUUUACCAAAAAACGUUCCAAACUAGUGUUACCCGCACCACAGAGCUGUCCGGCUACAGUGGAGCCUCCCAGCGGAGCGAUCCAGCCCUGUCACAUCCGAGAGGCUAUUAGAAGAUACAACUACAGACACACAAGUGCCUAUGCCAGGAGUGGGAUGACCUACCUCACCUGCUGAGGACGUAUCAAUUAUUUUAGGCAUAUUCUUGGAUUUUAUUCUAUACUUUUUUUUUUUUUUCAAUUUCUAUUGUAAUAAAAACUUUUCAGUAAGCCGGUGUCAGAUUCAUGGUU